AUGCCAGGCACGGCCGAUCAGACCCGCAGUCUGGUCAAACCGGCUGGGCAGAGUCGGACUCGGACUGUGACUAUGAACGCCUGCCUACCCUGUCGCAGGAUCAAAAUGAAGUGUCGUAUGCGAAAGGGGGAAGCAACAUGCGAACGGUGCGAUCGUAAGGGGCUCGACUGUAUUUUCCAAGAACACCGGCGCGGGAGAAAGCCAGGGACGAAAAUCUCAAAGGGAACAAGAGUAGCAGGCAAUGACAAUGCCAGGCCUGCACAGGAGGCGGCUGCAGCUCCGGACAAUGAAGCAGGAGAUGAUAAUAUGCGCUCUCACACAACCCCAAGGACUGACCUUGAUGGCGAUCGACCGGUGUCCGCGGAGCCUGCGAGUCUACAGCCGUCGGAAUUGCUGAAUCGUGAGGCGAUGAGAGGGAAAUUCUCUCUGCUGAGCGUCCUCGGCACCGACCACGAAGGCAUUGGGGCGGCGGCCGAGGACGCAUCCGUCGUGCCUCCGCAGGAUGCCAUUCGCAUCGGGCUGGUCAGUCAGUCGAUUGCAGAGUUCCUUUUUGCAAGUUUCAUUAAUAUCCUCAAUCCAUACAUCAGUCAAUUGGACCCGCUCCUUCAUACCUUCUCUUAUGUUCGCCAACGGUCGUCCUUCUUGCUUUGCUCCAUCCUCGCAGUGUCGGCAAAGAUGUUCAACCCAGCUUUGUACGAACCACUGCAUAAGCAUGCUGAAGACUUGUUUGUCGACGGUUUCCGGCAGGGCACCAAGUCGGUAGAGACGGCCCAGGCCAUCCUGAUCCUAACGUAUUGGAAAGAGCCCGAGGACACACGGUCUUGGGUCACCCUGGGCUAUGUCAUCCGAAUGUGCAUGGAUCUGGGCUGGCACAAACUCGCGCCUCGUUCCAUACGGGAGCGGGACAGUUUGACCACCACACAGUUGAGGGAGGUGCGCAAUAUUGAGAGAACAUGGUUUGUGCUCUUCGUCUAUGAUCGCAGCAUGAGCUUGCAGACCGGGAAGCCAUGGAUGAUCGAACGUAACCGGUUUAUUGAGACGAUCGAACCAUGGUGCAAGGAUCCCACAGCUACUCACAAUGAUGUUCUGCUGGGUGCGUUUGUGACACUUCGGUUGCUGACCUCUGAGGUCUUCCGGUUGCUGGGAUCGCGCCGUCAAAUCGACACAUAUGACAAUAUAUCCUCCUUUCUAACAAUCAUCAACAGUAGAAUCGAUGAGUGGGAGUCAAAAUGGCUGCAGCUAUGCGGAAACGAAUCUGAAAGUUGCCAUCCGUUCCUUAUUCGCUUCUACGGCACUCAUCUUCGUCUACAGCUCUAUUCUCUGCCUCUGCAGGAGGUUCUGGGAUCGGCAAGCCAUGACGUUGCCUACAACCUAGAGACGCUCUGGGAGAGCUAUUCCGGUGCAAUCAACAUGCUGAAGCUAGUGUCUCUCUUUUCAUCACGUCUAUACUUUGCUCAAGACUCGGUGCAUAUCAUGACAGCAUACUCAGCAGCGUUCCUCAUAAAGCUCCUAUUAUCGGCGCCUGCAUCUAUUGUCCGUGAGAUUGAAGCCGGAACGAUCGAGACAAUCCGGACUGCAGCCACAGCCUUUUCGCAACAGUCUGCGCCUCCCGGCUCCAGCUGUUUCUUGCAGGCCCGGUUCCUCGACAAGGUUGUUUCCAAUUACGAUGACAUUCGAGAGCAGAACUCCCCGCGAGGCGUAUCUGCGACCACGCGCACCGACAUCUGCUACCAUUCUAAUCUAGCAACUCCGGGAACAGGGACCAGAGAAACAAUGACUGCCCCAUCCGCUCUGGCGGAAGGCAGUUGUGACAGUAUAUAUACCCAGCAACAAGCAUAUGAGGAAAAUAGUCUUCCCCGGACUUUCAUCACUACGGCGCAAAGCUCGAGUGCUGUAGCACGUUCGACAGCAAGGAUAGACUGCAUUCUGACUGACAAUGAUACAUGGGCAGAUGUCUUUGCUAAUGCUGGUUUCAACAUUCAAGACGGGUUUUUCUUCUCGUAA
Molecule: messenger RNA, 2004 nt
Organism: Monascus purpureus
Lineage: Eukaryota; Fungi; Ascomycota; Eurotiomycetes; Eurotiales; Aspergillaceae
Source: the annotation of a GenBank genome assembly